This is a messenger RNA of Phycomyces blakesleeanus NRRL 1555(-), 1116 nucleotides long. RefSeq lists its product as hypothetical. Gene Ontology annotation, molecular function: protein binding. The coding region runs from base 1 to 1116 and encodes 371 amino acids. Gene Ontology annotation, biological process: protein ubiquitination. The record is from RefSeq and is a predicted model, not a curated record. Lineage: Eukaryota; Fungi; Mucoromycota; Mucoromycetes; Mucorales; Phycomycetaceae. The transcript is spliced from 7 exons.
AUGGCCGAGAGUUCAUGUGUCCACGGUCUUCGACAUCAGGCACGGUGCCUUACUUCGGUUAAAGCCAGUACAGAAGAAAGUCAAUUCCUGGUUGGAACAGUAGGAACAAAAGACAAUGGCGUGUGUCUAUUGAAGUACGAUGACGAACAAGCAGAAGUUAAAUCUAUAAUGUAUGCUCAUGCCGAUGAGGUAUGGGACAUUGCAUCCUGUCCGGCCGAUGAAAAUUUGUUCUUCACUGUUCACAGUCGAGUAUCUGAAAAUCCAAGGCAGAAAAAGGUGACCUUGUGGAGAAAGCCGGUAUGGUCGCAGGAAAAUGACACGAGUCUUGUCAAAGUUACUAGACUUGAACAGGAGGGAAUUAAAAGAGUAUUAUGGGAUCCUGUAAAGGAGAACCAGCGAGUGGUCUCGUUUGAUCCAACUCAUAUCCGUCUUCAUGAUCUUGAUCCUGUUUCUACAACUGUAUCUUUAGAUGUUAGUCAGACGUUUGCAUCAGAUCCCAAUUCACCAAGUCUCCGAGAAAUACAAAAUGCUGUGUGGAGCCCUCAUGAGGCUGCCGUGGUUGCAGUAGGAGAUCAAUGCUUGGCUGGGUGGGAUCUUCGUUCAGGCGAGUCUCAGUUUGUUCGCCAAAAGGCCCACAAGAGUACUAUUCGAACUGUGGAUUACAAUGCAAAUAAACCACACCAUGUGGCGACAGGUGGAGAUGAUGCUGAGGUGCGUAUUUGGGACAUUCGCCACCUAGGUGAGCCUAUCAUGACUGUCUCUGGACACACACAUUGGGUCUGGUCCGUGGCAUUCAACACAUUCCAUGAUCAACUCUUAUUGACCUCGAGUUCUGAUACCCUCGUAAAUCUACACAAUGUAGUGUCAGUAUCAUCGGCUUCCUAUCUGCGUAAUGAACAAGUCAGUGAUUCAACUGAUGCGGAUGCGGAUGCUUACUGGAACAGUUAUACACCUACAGAUGGCUUGAUAUGUACUUAUGAUCAACAUGAAGACAGCGUUUAUUCGGCUGUUUGGAGUCCGGCAGAUACCUGGACGUUUGCUUCUCUAUCUUAUGCUGGCCGCAUUGUUAUAAGCCAGGUCCCACCCGAUGAACGAUUCAAGAUUAUGGGUGUCUAA